Caenorhabditis angaria is the source of this 650-nucleotide messenger RNA. Lineage: Eukaryota; Metazoa; Nematoda; Chromadorea; Rhabditida; Rhabditidae. The record is from the annotation of a GenBank genome assembly.
AUGAAUAUGAAGAUCAUCCUAAUAUUUUCCCACUUUAUUUUGCUUGAAGCAAAACUUCAACAUGUGAAUGUCACUGGUGUUCUUCUAUGUCAUUCUCAAAGGGUGAUGAAUAUUUUCAUCGAGUUAUGGGAGUAUGAUCGAUGUAAGUAUUAUAAGCAGUCCCAAAUUUUCGAAAUAAGCAGACCCAAAAAUAAGCAGUCCCAAAAAAAAAGCAGACACAAAAAAUAAGCAGACACAAAAAUAAGCAGUCCCAAAUUUCUCUGUUUCUCUGCGUCUCUCAUUGAUUAGCAUGCAGAGAGACAAAUAAGCAGUCCCAAAAAUAAGCAGUCCCAAAAAUAAGCAAUCCCAAAUUUUCAGUCGACGCCAAUGAUCUUCUCAACACAACUCGAACCAAUGACCAAGGAGAAUUUCAAUUGACCGGCGGACAAAAUGAAUUUUUCUCCAUCGAACCUUAUAUCGAAGUUUGGCAUGAAUGUGGAACAAAAGCCGGUUGUAUUCGAGCAACAAAAUAUCAUAUUCCAAAUAGUUUUAUCGACAAACAUUAUGAUACAUCACUCAUUUCUUUGGACACUUUUACAAGUGAUGAAAGAAAUAUGUGUGGGGCUGAUAUUCCGAAAAAGUAUCGAGGAUUGUUGACGACUAAGGCAUGA